AUGCCAAAUGCACCGGCGAUACAGAGUUGCAGUCCCGCCGCCUUCCUUGCCUCGCCAGGCUUACCUCACUCGUCACUUUUACAACUCUGGCCUCGCCCCUCAUCAACAAUCAACGUCAGUCCUCAUCAUCUUGCAGGCAACAAGGAACAGAUUGCUCGGUGUCGGAGCAAUCUGGCCUCUUCCAAGUCCGGAUACGACUUGGCUCUUGUUCGGACUUUUGCUACGCGUCUCUUGUCUCUUUGCCUAGAGCCUUCCCCACAAGUCAACAAUACGCUUUUGGCCAAGUCUCGUGAUACCCAGCGGACGGCAACCCCUGGGAGACUCCUUGAGUCUCUGCUCACUUUCUCACAAUGUGAACUACCAAGACAGGUCAGUGGCCACUGCGGUCAACUUACCGUGUGCCCGCACAUUGGAUGA
This is a messenger RNA of Colletotrichum costaricense, 417 nucleotides long. RefSeq lists its product as uncharacterized. Bases 1 to 417 code for a protein of 138 amino acids. NCBI's taxonomy places the organism in Eukaryota, Fungi, Ascomycota, Sordariomycetes, Glomerellales, Glomerellaceae. The record is from RefSeq and is a predicted model, not a curated record. The transcript has a single exon.